ACCCGGGAACACAUACCGCUAAUACAUUGUAUACAGACAUACGCACGCAAGUACAAUGCCUGACCAUGCGCUGCUGCUCGUGAGCAGCAUGCUGGUGGUGGUGAUGGCGCAUCUCUCGUGCGCCGAUGGAGCAGUAGGCACGGGUAAGAGCAAGAUCUCGGCCGUCUUCAUGUUCGGCGACUCGAUCGUCGAUCCCGGUAACAACAACAACCGGCUGACGGAGGCGAGGGCCAACUUCCCGCCGUACGGGCAGGACUUCCCCGGCGGGAAGGCCACCGGGAGGUUCUCCAAUGGCAGGGUUCCUGGGGACAUGCUAGCUUCUAAAUUAGGAGUCAAAGAGUUCUUACCACCGUACAAUGGAGAUGAUCUUGAACUAAGUGACCUACUUACUGGUGUCGCAUUUGCCUCUGGAGGCAGUGGAUAUGACCCCUUAACUUCGAUACCCGCAACUGCUACUUCAAGUACUGGGCAACUUGACUUAUUUCUUGAAUAUAAGGAGAAGCUAAUAACCUUAGUCGGAGAGGAAGAAGCGACACGUGUUAUCUCUGAAGGCAUUUACUUUACUGCCAUGGGAGCAAAUGACAUUGCAAAUAAUUAUUUUUCAAUUCCGCUGAGGCGCCAUCAAUAUGAUCUUCCUUCCUACGUGAAUUUUCUUAUCUCUUCCGCAGUAAAUUUUACCAUGAAAUUAAAUGAUAUUGGUGCAAAGAGGAUUGGAUUCUUUGGCAUUCCGCCAAUUGGAUGUUGUCCAUCCCAAAGAAAACAUGGAUCAAGAGAAUGUGACACACUUCAGAAUCAAGCAGCAGAAUUAUUCAAUUCUGGGAUAGAAAAGGAAAUUGAACGAUUAAAUGCAGAACGAAAUGUUCAUGAUUCAAGGUUUGCUUAUCUUGAUAUAUACUACAAUCUUCUUGAGCUCAUUCAACAACAUGAUUUUUAUGGUUUCAAGGAGGUAACUGAGGGGUGUUGUGGCAGCAAUGUGCUAAAUGCGGCAAUAUUCAUUCAAUACCACCCUGCAUGUCCAAACGCUUAUGACUAUAUUUUUUGGGAUAGCUUUCAUUGUACUGAAAAGGCCUACAACAUUGUGGUUGAUGAGAUCUUCCAGCAAAACCUACACUACCUAAUGUGAAGACACUAACAUUCUCUCUACCUAAGUUUGAACAAAUAUAGCAAGUAAAACUUUUCUCCUUCCACAGUGUGUGAAUGCUGGCAGUGUGAAAUAUAUGAAAGAUGCCCCUUUCAAUUCAAUCUUUGUAUCUCCAUAUAAAUUACGCCAAAAUGUAUUUGUGCAACAAUAAUUCCACCAAAUUGAUCACAUUUAUAUGCAUUAAUGUGGAUGUCGAUGUGCA
Molecule: messenger RNA, 1343 nt
Organism: Triticum aestivum (bread wheat)
Lineage: Eukaryota; Viridiplantae; Streptophyta; Magnoliopsida; Poales; Poaceae
Product: GDSL esterase/lipase EXL1
Exons: 5
Coding region: 56-1123 (355 amino acids)
Molecular function (GO): hydrolase activity, acting on ester bonds
Source: RefSeq, a predicted model, not a curated record